Messenger RNA from Paramecium tetraurelia, 1275 nucleotides. RefSeq lists its product as uncharacterized. Lineage: Eukaryota; Ciliophora; Oligohymenophorea; Peniculida; Parameciidae. The record is from RefSeq and is a predicted model, not a curated record. The transcript has 6 exons.
AUGCAUUUGUAAGACAGGUUAUACAGUAGAGGGAGAUUUAGACAUACGGAUAACUAAUCAAAAAUAAAAAUUUAUUAAGAAUGUCAUUAUACAUGCGAAAAUUGUUCAGGACCAUUAUAACCAAAUUGUACAACUUGUUCAUUAUAUUCUCAUCGUCAUCUAACUAUAGAUUAUCAAUGCUUAUGUGACUCUGCCUACAUAGAUAAGGGUUUAAACAAUAUCAUAAGUUCACUUAUUGCAUAGCCUUAUAUUUUAGCAAUCUGUCAUCAUUCCUGUGCCAAUUCUGUUAAUUUUGGGGAGAUUAAUGCACUCUUUGUCCUUCUGCAUAUAACCUAAAAUGUCCAUGCAGAUAUGGAUACUAUGAAAUAUUCUAAAUGGUGUUCAAUAAGUGAUCUGAGUUGUUAAAAAUGUGUGAAUGGAUCUUUGCAAAGUUCAUCCUGUGAACCAUUAUAUUUUAGAAUCUUAAACAACACUUAAUAUUGUAUAUGCUAAGAAGGAUACAUGAUAUUGGAAUAACAUUGUAAAAUAUGUUAAUCCUGUACUUGCACAUGUAAAAUAGGCUACUUUGAUAAUGGUAUACUUGAAUGCCAAAGUAAUUAUACCCAUUUGAAAUAGAAUUUUCAAAUUUUUGUCUAACAUGCUCUUAAAUAAAAGUUAACUUUACUGGUUCAAUUUAGAAUUGACUUUUCUAUCAUAAAAAAGUUUCCUUGUAUAGCUGGGUUUUAUUCUGAUGUAGAUAAAAUAUGUUAUUCCUUAAAUUCAACAAUUGUUAAAUUACAUAAGAUAAUCAAGAGUUACUAAAUAUCCUAAUUUUCAAAUAGAUUUACCAUAUUCAAAAUUGCAAUUGCAAAGAUGGAUAUUAUGAUUAUAGUCUAACCCUAGAAUGGAAAAAAAUGGAGUUAUCCUUGUAAACUUUUUUAAUUUAGUUCAAAAGAUUGCUAACUUUGUUCAAGUAAAUCAAGACACAAUGCUCCAAUUUGUGAUGAUUCUUUAUGUAACAUUUUUAACUCCUAAAGCAUUCUAUUGUCUUACUUGUAAGGAAUGAAGAAUGGAUACUUUGAGGCACAAUAAAUACAUUUUUUCUAAUGUAAAAAUAAAUGUUUAACAUGUUCAAACACAUCUACUAAUUGUUUAUAGUAUAAAAGAGAUCGCGUGAAUAUUUCAAAUUGCAUUUGUGUAAGGGCGUAUUACGAUAAUAUUGCUAAUAGUGUCUUGAUUUUGUAGAACUUGUAAUUUGCAAGACUGGCUUAUCAUGUAUGGGGAAUAGAAUGUUGA